AAUUAAUUGCAUUUGAUAUGAUUGAAGGCAAAGUAAAUACAUGACAAUUAAAUUUAUUGCAUUUGAUAUGAUCGUAUUCAAGCCUCUGGAUAUGAUUGUUCUGUACGAGUCCCUCUGUCCUGAUAGCCAAAAGUACUUACAAAAAUUUUGGCCCGUUUUCCAAGAUUACCAUCAGUGCAUCAAUCUAACGUUGGUGCCCUACGGCAAAGCCACACCCUCACGAAUGGGUCAUGUAUGCCAGCACGGCAGACUUGAGUGCUGGGGAAAUCGAAUGCAUGACUGCGCGAUUCACACCAAUCUGAGUCAAUUGGAUCAAAUGAAAUUUUUAACUUGUCAAAUGCAAGAUCUUCGGCUGGCGAAGAUAAAGGAUUUCAGGUGUGCUCAGUCCCUACACAUCGCGAAAAGUGUCAGAAGUUGCAUGCAGCCAAACGGCAGAGGUCAUAAACUUCAGACCAAAUCCUCAAUUAUCACCAAUCAAUAUGGCUUUAGUGAAAUACCAGCAAUUAUAUACAACGGAGUAUUUAAUGAUAAUCUGCAGACCGUUUCUAGACAAUAUGUGCGACAAACUCUGUGCAAAAUAUUGGUCAAAAGUAAUCAUUUGUCACCCGAAGAUUGUUAA
Molecule: messenger RNA, 619 nt
Organism: Drosophila hydei
Lineage: Eukaryota; Metazoa; Arthropoda; Insecta; Diptera; Drosophilidae
Product: GILT-like protein 1
Exons: 4
Coding region: 41-619 (192 amino acids)
Molecular function (GO): oxidoreductase activity, acting on a sulfur group of donors, disulfide as acceptor
Source: RefSeq, a predicted model, not a curated record